Messenger RNA from Dicrocoelium dendriticum, 1385 nucleotides. Lineage: Eukaryota; Metazoa; Platyhelminthes; Trematoda; Plagiorchiida; Dicrocoeliidae. The record is from the annotation of a GenBank genome assembly.
AUACAAUCAGAUGCUACAGUGUUGGAGUCGUUUCCCUGAAAUGCGCCCGUCCUUUGCGGAUUUGGCGAAAAAAAUGAACGAAUUCGUCAAGCUAUCGCAAGAGAGUGGCAGCCCAUUCUCCGGUCCAUUCAUUGUCACACUGCCAUUGCCUAAAAGUUUACCUGAUUCAUCCGGCCAACCGAUGUUCAAUUGCCUGCCAAACGAACGUCAUUUUGGACGUGAGUUAAUCGAUCCCAUGCACAAUCCAAUGCACCGUAAGUGUCAAAGGCAAGCAUCGUUCAAUGAUUACGGUGCCAGUGAACGGAUGCACCAGGCCCGAAUACGCCAACAAGUUAGCCUGGAUGAAAAUCGACCAUCGCGUGCUCUGAACUCACCCGAUUUGUCCGCGUGCCAAGAGCAAAAUAACUCUCGCGGAUGUCUUGUCAGUCCCGCAGCAAGAGGUGUGCACAUGCGACCGGUUCGUGCAUACCGAAACACAACCACCUGUGACUUACGCAGAGCCAUCCGUUUUCAUCCGGCUUCCCAUCUGACUGGCUACGAGGGGGCACUGUCUGGCUUAUCAUCCGAACAGAACAACUUUAUUGGUGGUGCAUCUGUAGCAACGACAACAGCCGGCAGCACAGAAGUAACGCACAAUGGAUAUCCCACUCAUCUCACGAAUGCCGAAAAACCACACAGUCCCAAUUGGAACUCUAAUGGAAUGGCGUUUAAGAUGACAGCACUAUCGGGUGAUGGCGCGACCGCACGACCAUUAUCGUUGUUGGAAAAUUCGGCGAAAUCAUCCUUGAAAGAACCUACGUGGGAGAUGCAGCCAAUGUUCUAUCGCACAUUUAAUCGUCCAAUACACUCCGCCAAGCCUAGCUCAUUGGACUCCGCAAUGCGACCUCAUAUGAACGUCACUAUGCCCAUUAGGAACCCAACUACCAUCAACAACAACGAAGUGCCUUGUUGGCUAACGGAAACCGGAGGCGGGGUGGAUUCCCUCGGCUACGAGAGACCAUCGUGGACAAGUCAAAUGGUCACGAUGCGAAACCCAGCAAUGCACUGGUCGCAGACACAGCAGUUCUCUCAAGCACUCGCCCACAGCAUCAAUCGUAGCGCAGUCGCCGCGGCAGGAAACUUUUCCGGGUGAUUUUCCUACACACGCAGCAGCAUUAAAACAGAUGGUCGGUUCACAUUGUGACACUUGCAAUCAAGUAACCCGCGCCUCAGUGAGCGCCAGCCUUAUCCUUACCAGCCUUCGACUGCUCUCGAAGCGAUACAAAGUCGACGGUAUUUUAUCUAUUUAAUCCUUCAGUCACUGCAUAAACCCCUUCCUGUGUACAUUUUCCUCAGUUGCGCAUCACACAAGGCCUUCUUUCGAUAAAAUAUAUGCAAGAUACGAG